Molecule: messenger RNA, 4185 nt
Organism: Empidonax traillii (willow flycatcher)
Lineage: Eukaryota; Metazoa; Chordata; Aves; Passeriformes; Tyrannidae
Product: guanine nucleotide-binding protein G(q) subunit alpha-like
Exons: 7
Coding region: 364-1443 (359 amino acids)
Biological process (GO): adenylate cyclase-modulating G protein-coupled receptor signaling pathway; action potential; phospholipase C-activating dopamine receptor signaling pathway
Cellular component (GO): heterotrimeric G-protein complex
Molecular function (GO): G-protein beta/gamma-subunit complex binding; GTPase activity; G protein-coupled receptor binding
Source: RefSeq, a predicted model, not a curated record
ACCGCGCAGGCUGCGGGCGGCGCCGAGGGAAGGGAAGCAGCGGGGCGAGGGGCGGCUCGGCUAGGUAGCGCUGCUGCUGCCGCCGCAGUGGAUGUUUCCAUGUUGCUCGGUGCUUGAUUUAGAGGAGAGGAGGAGUUGUCAGCUGCAGGGAGCAGGGAUCCGCGCCGCCAGCGGCCCUGCCUUUCUUCUCCCCCCUGUGUGGCAUCGAGGCGGCUCCGCCUGCCCGCCUGCCCUGCGGCGGCCCCCGGGCUCUCGGAGAGUGCCUCUGCCCCCCGGGGCCGGAGCGGCGGCGGGGUGCGUGUGUGCGAGUGUACGUGCGGGUUUUAGGGGGGCUGGGGGCUGUGUCUGAACCAGUUAGGAAGAAUGACUCUGGAGUCCAUCAUGGCGUGCUGCCUGAGCGAGGAAGCUAAGGAAGCCCGGCGGAUCAACGACGAAAUCGAGCGGCAGCUGCGCCGGGACAAGAGGGACGCCCGCCGGGAGCUGAAGCUGCUGCUGCUGGGCACAGGAGAGAGUGGCAAAAGCACAUUUAUCAAGCAGAUGAGAAUCAUUCAUGGAUCAGGUUACUCUGAUGAAGACAAAAGGGGCUUUACAAAACUGGUGUACCAGAAUAUAUUUACAGCAAUGCAGGCCAUGAUCAAGGCCAUGGAUACCCUCAAAAUCCCAUACAAGUGUGAAAAUAACAAGGUUCAUGCACUGUUAGUUCGAGAAGUCGAUGUGGAGAAGGUGUCAAGUUUUGAGAACCCAUAUGUAGAUGCAAUAAGAAGUUUAUGGAAUGACCCUGGAAUUCAGGAGUGUUAUGAUAGACGACGGGAAUAUCAGUUAUCAGAUUCAACUAAAUACUAUCUUAAUGACUUGGACCGCAUAGCAGAUUCCACCUAUCUGCCAACUCAGCAGGAUGUGCUCAGAGUUCGAGUCCCAACAACAGGGAUCAUUGAAUAUCCAUUCGACUUACAAAGCGUCAUUUUCAGAAUGGUGGAUGUAGGAGGUCAGCGAUCAGAAAGAAGAAAAUGGAUACAUUGCUUUGAAAACGUCACGUCUAUCAUGUUCCUAGUAGCUCUUAGUGAAUAUGAUCAAGUGCUUGUGGAGUCAGAUAAUGAGAAUCGAAUGGAAGAAAGCAAAGCACUCUUUAGGACAAUUAUCACCUAUCCGUGGUUCCAGAAUUCUUCAGUUAUUCUAUUCUUAAAUAAAAAAGAUCUAUUAGAGGAGAAAAUUAUGUACUCCCAUCUAGUUGAUUAUUUUCCAGAGUAUGAUGGACCACAGCGGGAUGCACAGGCGGCACGAGAGUUCAUCCUGAAGAUGUUCGUAGACCUGAAUCCAGACAGUGACAAAAUUAUCUACUCUCACUUCACAUGUGCUACAGACACAGAGAACAUCCGCUUCGUCUUCGCUGCUGUCAAGGACACAAUCCUACAGUUAAACCUGAAGGAGUACAACCUGGUCUAACUGUGCCUGGGGGAUCCUGCAAAACCAACUUUCCGUGAUUGAAGAUACACAAGAGGGACUGUAUUAUAAUCUGUGAAAACAAUUUGCAUAAUACUAAUUUAUUGCUGGCCUGGACUCUGUGAAUGUCCACAGAGUUUGUAGUUAAUAUUAUGAUUUUAUUUAAACUAUAUGGAGGAAAAAGAAAAGAUGCUGAAGUACAUUCACAGCACAUUUCCUCAUUUUUUAGGCAAAAUCUUGUGACUCAAUGUGUUUCAAAUUCUCAGUCAUACAUUUACGAAGGAUAGCAGUUUUUUGCUAUUGAAGCAAAAUCAAGCUGGUUUCCUCUUUCCCUGACCCUUUCUCGUCCCCUCUUUUCCUUCCCCCCUUAUCUUUUACAAGGUACAAUGGCCUUUUCUUCCCCAGUUGCAUUCCUGGGUGAAAUAUUUUCUGUUGAGUGAUUUGGUCAGGAAAAUACUAUGAUCACAAUUUAAGUCAUCAGUCAUUGUAAUUUUACAGUAUGUACUUUCUCUGAAGGAUCAAAAAGUAUUGAUACUGUGAUUUUUAAAUUCUUUACAUGGGUGUCUUCAUUCUGUCUUCACUUUGAGACUAGAAGAUUUGGAUUGAAAAAUAGAAUUACAGUUGUCUAAGGGUAUUAAAUUUAUCCAUAAUUUUACGUUCAGAAAGGUGCACAGAAGACAAUAAUGAAAUAAUUAAAACACAGUUUGGGAUGUACAUGGAAUAUUAGAAUCUUUUUUUAGUUGCCAUGUGCCAUUUUUUUUCUCUCUUCUUUUAUUUACAGAUGCCAAAUAGAAAAGUCAGACACUACAUUUUCCCCAGUGGCUGCAGCCUGAAACAGUGUUGUUUUUCUCACUUUUGUUGGGUGUUUUUUCUUAAGUUAGAGCUUUUUUAGGUGUUCAUUUUCCACAGUAGAAAAAUUAUUUUUAUUGUACAAAAUUCAUGUUGCCAAAUCUGGCUUUUUAUAAAACUAGUGCUCUUGAAACAUAAGAUACUGAUUGAAAUGCCAAACAGAGGGGUUGGGAACUGACCUGAUUGAGUCAACUGCCAAAUGAUUAACAUACACAGUUUUAGCUCAUGUGUUCCCUUUUUUUUAGAAGGUGUUCCGUUUUCUAAUGCCAAAACCAACAAUGUAAGUGAAUAUGCUAUGAGGUGUACCGUGCACAUGCUUGUGGUCUACUAAUUUAAAAACAGUUUAGAUCUCUCCCUUUGUCAUUUAUGACAUGAUGUUGUUUUCUGUAAUAAUUCCAAGGCAUCUUUAGUUGUAUAAUAUAGAAGUAUUAAUGAGAGAUCAUAUUCAGGAACCUUUCUUGAUAAGGUUGCUUGUUAACUAAUUCACAGGCAUUUGAUAGGCGUUCAUGCAAAACAGCCUCUCUCAAUGUUCUUUAGAAAUUUAUAAAUGUAAAUGAAGCAGUGAGAAAAUCAUUCUUUAAAUUUAAAUGUGCAAUUUUUUUAACAACAAAAAUGCAGCACACGUAGAUGAGCUUUUAUUCUGCAGAUUGAAAGGUGUUUUUUGACCAGGUGCAUGAUUGCUAGCAAGCUAUAGAAAACGCAGAGUUCAGACUUGUAAUUGGAUUUAUUAUCUGCAAUGCCAAGUAGCACUGCAGUGCACUUAACACACAGAUUGCAGCCACACAGCAGCAGAUGGGAGGUGGAAAAAAAGAAUGGCUUAUUAGUUGAUUACCAAAGUUAACAAUAAAUACUAAUGAGAUGUUUUUCAUCCUUAACCCUCCCAAUUCCAAAACAACAGUAAUAAGAACAGUUGCUAUUUUUUGCUCCCUCUUAAAACACCUUGUAAUUUAAAACUGGUUGUAGGUAUAGUGCAAUUAUGAAUGCUAUAAUCAUUGUACAUACAUAUAUAUAUAUAUGGCAGCAUCCAUAUUGGCUUUGUAAUCAUUAAUUUUUGGCAAAUUGAAUGUGCUGUAUUGAUAUGUAUCUAUGUAAUUGUAUUGUAUGUCUUAUAGCUAAUUCACAUUUUAAAUAAUGUUAUUUUAUUUACUUUUUUAAGAGACAAGAAUGUAAAUUUUGUCAGUUUAUUUCUGACUAGGGAUUUGUUGUUUUUAUUUACAAAACAAAAUACUAUAGUACAGAGCGGUACUAGCAUCGUGCUGUAUAAAAUCAUUUCCACAUUCCUGAGUAGGAGUUAAUUGGAAACACCCACACAGAGGUCAUUCACAUUCAAAACAAUGCUUAAAUCUUGUCAGGGCUUUAUACAGCUGUAGAAAACAAUCUUAUUAGAGAACUUAGGCCAUUAUAUCUCUAAUUGGAACAUAAGCUUUAAAUAUAAAUUAAAUUUUUAUUUGUCACAUUCUUAUUAGGUUACUUUUACUUUUCUGAUAGGAUAUAUUAGAAAAGUAAAUUCAGAGGUAUUUCAAACCAUUGUAUGUAAGUACUAGUGCGUAUGCUGUUGCCCUGAAAAUACCAUGAUAAAAUAUAAAACAUCAGUUCAAUAAUCAGUCUUUCAGAAACUGCAGAAACCUUAUGAAUAAUAACAACAACCAAAAAGUCACUAUUAUUAACAUUUUUAAGGAGUUAAAGUGUUUUAUUUGAAAAGUGACACUGACAUUCUGAAUAGGGGAUCAGAGCGGUGACUCUUUCUUGCAUACAGCUUAACAAUAACAGGUCCUAAUCUUGCUAUAAAUGCAACAGAGCUUCUGUUUUCACAGUUCCACUGUUGAUAAUAUCCUGUCUUUCAACCUGGGAAUACAUUGCCCGCACUGGAUUCACUGCUAUAAAUGGAACUGUAGC